GUUUGGCGUUUAUUUAAUUUUGUGUUUUCUGCCUCUUGGAUAGCUUUAGCGGUUUUAGCGCGUUUGUUUUUCAGAAUUUUUCUAUUUCCAAAACGCGAACAAAGCGAAAUAGUUUAAUUUUGAUAACAUAAGUUACAACUGUGCAGUCACAACUUUUUCCAGACUCAAGUUUUACUUGUGUUAGUGGAGAAGUGCGAGUAAUGUUAUAACGGAGGUGGCAUGAUAUUUGUGUGAUAGCAAACCAUUGUAGGUAUUUCGUUGCUAAAAUGUCUAAAUUAGAAGAUACAACUGAAACCAGUGCAGAUGCGACUGAAAUUGGUGAAAAUUCGGAGUUGGGUCAAAAUGAAUCAUCCUCGGAUGCCACAUCAAAAGGAGAGGACUUUGAUACUAAGCUUGCCUCUGACAGAUCUAAGAGAUUUGAUUUCCUGCUCAAACAAACAGAAAUCUUCUCUCACUUUAUGAAUCAAGCUAAACAGGCUGCUAAACCAAAAAGUGGCAGACCAAGAAAAGAGAAAAAAGAAGAUCUCACUGACCAUCGUCACCGCAAAACUGAACAAGAAGAAGAUGAGGAGCUGUUGGCUGAAACUAAUACGAAAUCUAAACCAACUGUUAGAUUUGAAGCAUCUCCCUUUUAUAUAAAAAAUGGAGAGAUGAGAGAUUACCAAAUUCGUGGUCUUAACUGGAUGAUCUCACUAUAUGAAAAUGGCAUCAAUGGUAUUCUGGCUGAUGAAAUGGGUCUUGGCAAGACCCUGCAGACUAUAUCUCUCUUGGGAUUUAUGAAACACUAUAAGUCAACACCAGGGCCACACAUUGUCAUUGUCCCCAAAUCAACCCUGAGCAACUGGAUGAAUGAGUUUAAGAAAUGGUGUCCAUCUCUGAGAGCUGUUUGUUUGAUUGGUGACCAGGAAGCUAGGAGUGCAUUCAUUAGAGAUGUGAUGAUGCCAGGUGAAUGGGAUGUAUGUGUCACAUCAUAUGAAAUGUGCAUCAAAGAAAAAUCUGUCUUUAAGAAAUUCAACUGGCGUUACAUGGUGAUUGAUGAGGCUCACAGGAUCAAAAAUGAAAAAUCCAAGCUAUCUGAAAUUCUCAGAGAAUUCAAAACUACCAACAGACUGCUAUUGACUGGUACACCACUUCAAAAUAACCUGCACGAAUUGUGGGCUCUACUAAAUUUCUUACUGCCAGAUGUAUUCAACUCUUCAGACGAUUUUGAUGCUUGGUUCAACACAAAUCAGUGUUUGGGUGACAAUGAACUCAUUGAGAGAUUGCAUGCAGUGCUAAAACCUUUCUUGCUCAGAAGGUUGAAGUCUGAGGUGGAGAAGAAGUUGAAGCCAAAAAAAGAAGUCAAAGUAUAUGUUGGUUUGAGCAAAAUGCAACGUGAAUGGUACACAAAAGUUCUUAUGAAGGACAUUGACGUAGUGAACGGCGCUGGUAAAGUAGAGAAGAUGCGGCUGCAAAACAUCCUGAUGCAGUUGAGAAAAUGCACAAAUCACCCAUAUCUGUUUGAUGGUGCUGAACCUGGACCACCUUAUACAACGGAUCAGCACUUAGUAUACAACUGUGGCAAAAUGGUGUUGCUUGACAAGUUACUGCCCAAGUUGCAAGAACAGGGCUCCAGGGUGUUGAUAUUUUCGCAGAUGACCAGGAUGUUGGAUAUUCUCGAGGAUUAUUGUCAUUGGAAGCAGUAUCAUUAUUGUCGUUUGGACGGGCAAACUCCUCAUGAAGACAGACAAAGACAGAUAAAUGAGUACAACGAAGAAGGUAGCAGUAAGUUCAUCUUCAUGUUGUCAACAAGAGCUGGAGGUCUUGGUAUCAAUUUGGCCACAGCUGAUGUGGUUGUCAUCUACGAUUCUGACUGGAAUCCUCAAAUGGAUCUUCAAGCUAUGGACAGAGCUCAUCGUAUCGGUCAGAAGAAACAAGUACGAGUCUUCCGGUUCAUAACCGAGAACACAGUGGAAGAGAAAAUCGUCGAACGAGCUGAAGUCAAGUUGAGAUUGGACAAGUUGGUUAUCCAACAAGGACGUUUGGCCGAUUCUAAAAGUCAGUCGUUGAACAAGGACGAAAUGUUGAACAUGAUCAGGCAUGGUGCUAAUCACGUGUUCGCAUCCAAGGAUUCAGAAAUCACCGACGAGGAUAUUGAUACUAUUUUGCAGAAGGGAGAAGCAAAGACGUUGGAGCUAGCUCAGAAAAUGGAAAAACUGGGCGAAUCUUCUCUGCGCAACUUCACCGUCGAAACUCCCACAGAGUCUGUGUACAAGUUCGAAGGCGAGGAUUACCGUGAGAAGCACAAGAACACAGGGAUCAGCGCCUGGAUCGAACCGCCAAAGAGAGAGCGAAAGGCCAAUUAUGCUGUGGAUGCGUAUUUCAGGGAGGCCCUCAGGGUGUCCGAGCCCAAGGCCCCUAAGGCGCCUAGACCCCCUAAACAGCCGAUCGUGCAAGACUUCCAGUUCUUUCCACCGAGGCUGUUUGAGCUGCUUGAUCAGGAGAUAUACUUUUACAGAAAAUCUCUGGGCUACAAAGUUCCUAAGAACCUAGAACUGGGACCAGAAGCGUCGAAACAGCAAAAAGAAGAACAACGCAAAAUUGACGAAUCAGAACCUCUAACGGAAGAAGAGCAACAGGAAAAAGAAAAUCUGCUUACGCAAGGUUUCACGAAUUGGAGUAAAAGAGAUUUCAAUCAGUUCAUCAAAGCCAACGAAAAAUACGGCAGGGAUGACAUCGAAAACAUCGCUAAGGAAGUGGAGGGAAAAACACCAGAAGAAGUCAUGGAGUAUUCGGCUGUGUUUUGGGAACGCUGUCACGAGCUACAGGAUAUUGACAGGAUAAUGGCACAGAUAGAGCGAGGAGAAGCGAAGAUUCAGCGUCGAGCCAGUAUAAAACGGGCUUUAGACGCGAAAAUGGCCCGCUAUCGUGCGCCCUUCCAUCAAUUGAGAAUCUCCUACGGCACAAAUAAAGGCAAGAAUUAUAUGGAAGAAGAAGAUAGGUUUUUGGUGUGCAUGUUGCACAAACUCGGCUUCGACAGAGAGAAUGUAUAUGAAGAGCUCAGAGCUGCUGUCAGGGCAUCACCACAGUUUAGAUUUGACUGGUUCUUGAAAUCGCGGACAGCGAUGGAACUACAACGUCGUUGUAACACGCUCAUCACUCUGAUCGAGCGCGAGAACGCCGAGUUAGAGGAACGUGAGCGCAGCGAGAAGAAAAAGAAGGCGCCCAAAGGCUCGACUGGAAGCUCAGCUCAGCCCACUUCCACAAAACAGUCACAGAAAAGGAAACACGAUGGGUCCAGCGGAGCGCCCGGAGGUGGCGGUACACCAGUUGAAAAGAAGAAAAAGAAAAAGUAGGUGUAGAUCUAUCAAAGUAUAAUUGCAACAUUUGAAAAUUGUUUGUUUUUGACAAGAUUUCUAUUGUUUUUCGUAUGGUUGACCAUCGGAUUUCUUGAACUGCACAAUUAAAAAUCCCAUCAGAUUAUACAUACCAACAGAAAAAUAAAUGUCGAGCAAAUUACUCGCAUUGUAUUAAAAUUUGCACAGGAAGUUUGUCAGUGAACUCAUAUAGAAUACCAUAAGAGAAUACACACUUUGAUUUUUUUGCUGCCUACUGGUUUGGCUAGAUAAAUUUAAUUUCUAGGGCCCUUGUAAGUUUGCUAGUUAACGUCAAACAGAUACGAUAUUGUAUGAUGUAUGGAUGUCAUGAAGAUUUGCACUUCGAGAUUUUAAAAGAUUUGUAAUGAAUAUGAAAGUAUUUAUUGCUGUUCGAUAUUAAUGUGCAUUCCAUUAUAAUGUGCUUGACUAAAUGGUUGCAGUUGUACAAAUAACUUUAAUUUUAAAUUAUAUACCUUUUUAAACACAUCUAAAUCACAUUUCACUUCAAUAUUGCUCUGAUGAGUUACUUUGAUACAUUUCUCCAUAUUGUGUUAGAUGUUGUAUGUAACCUGAUGGAUAAACAAUGUUGAAAUUUUGUUGAAUGUAUGGUCAGGGUUCUUUUGAAUACUAUAUUUAUAAACCAGUGAUUCUUAUAAAUAAAAUAUCAAAUUUCAA
Molecule: messenger RNA, 4031 nt
Organism: Acanthoscelides obtectus
Lineage: Eukaryota; Metazoa; Arthropoda; Insecta; Coleoptera; Chrysomelidae
Source: the annotation of a GenBank genome assembly